This is a messenger RNA of Dendrobium catenatum, 1109 nucleotides long. Its product is annotated as purine permease 3-like. Gene Ontology annotation, molecular function: purine nucleoside transmembrane transporter activity. The transcript is spliced from 3 exons. The record is from RefSeq and is a predicted model, not a curated record. Lineage: Eukaryota; Viridiplantae; Streptophyta; Magnoliopsida; Asparagales; Orchidaceae. The coding region runs from base 66 to 1109 and encodes 347 amino acids. Gene Ontology annotation, cellular component: membrane.
UAAUUUUUACUAUCGCAAGCUGCUGCACCAUCCAGAGAUCACCACUAGCAGUUAUAGCCAUAUUCAUGGCCGAAAACCGAGAUGAUCUAAGCCGUCGAAUCGCUUCCAUCCUCACCAUCCUCAACUGUCUCUUGCUCUGCCUAGGCGACACCGGCGGCCCCAUCCUCCUCCGCCUCUACUUCCUCCACGGAGGCCGCCGCCAAUGGCUCUCCUCCUUUCUCGAAACCGCCGGUUUUCCUCUCCUCCUCAUCCCCCUCUCCGUCUCCUACCUCCACCGCCGCCGCUCCAAUCCCUCAACCCCUUUCAUCCACCUCAACACCCGCCUCCUCAUCGCCUCCGCCAUCAUCGGCAUCCUCACAGGCCUCGACGAUUACCUUUACGCCUACGGGCUCGAUUUCCUCCCCGUCUCCACCGCCAUCGUCUUAACCGCAACCCAUCUCGGCUUCACUGCUUUCUUCGCUUUUCUGAUCGUGCGGCAGAGAUUCACACCCUUUUCGAUUAAUGCGAUCGCGUUAUUAACGGUGGGCGCCGGCGUGCUUGCCUUGCACGCGAAUGGGGAUCGGCCGGACGGGGUGAGUGCGGCAGGGUAUUGGAAGGGGUUUGUUCUGACGAUCGGGGCGGCGGCGUUGUACGGGUUGGUGUUGCCGUUGGUGGAGCUGGCUUAUGCGAAGGCGGAGAGAGUCGUCAGUUACACGCUGGUGAUCGAGAUGCAGUUUGUAAUGGGUUUUUUUUCCACGGCGUUCUGCACCAUCGGGAUGAUCGUCAACAAGGAUUUCCAGGCGAUUGAGGGAGAAGCAGAGAGGUAUGGAUUGGGAGAGAGAAAGUACUAUUUGGUUCUGGUCUGGUGCGCUGUGUUCUGGCAAUGUUUCUUCGUGGGAGCGGUGGGGGUUAUCUUCUGUGUUAAUACUCUGCUCGCCGCCGUCGUCGUCGCCUCCCUUAUUCCGGUCAUCGAAGUUUUGGGCGUCGUCUUCCUACACGAGAAAUUCAGCGGCGAGAAGGCGGUUGCUCUGAUACUGUCGCUUUGGGGAUUGGCUUCUUAUUCCUACGGCGAGUAUCGCCAACGGAAGGUGGAAAUAAUUGUGUGGACUGGCAUCAACAUGGAAUUAUGA